ACGCACACCACUUCAGUUAACACUUUAGAUCCCGAAUGCCCCCACGUGAACCCCUUACAUCCCCUUCCCGAAGCUUCUUCCUGCCGCCGCCGCUAGUUCUCCCUGGCCAAGCUGUCGCCGGCGGCCGUAUCACAGAAACCGGAAUCCUUCCCUAGACCCUUUUAAUCGAAGAAACUCCGUCCAUUCUUCCCAUCAUCUUCUUCCAUGCCCCAUUCUGAAACCACAAUCACCCCAAAUCUGAAACCAAAAAUACCCAAGCCCAUCCGAGCUUGUGAAAAUCCAAACCCAAGCAACAAUCCCUCCCGAUAACACUUUGUCCAACCCGAAGCAACCAUCCCUCGUGGGAACACGAGUAUUUUGCGAGCAGGCAAGCACUUUUGCAUUUGGAAAACCGAAGGAAGGAGGAGCUGCUGGAGAACCGAAGGUGGAAGGCACGAAAUAUGAGCUGGUGGAGAAAGAAGCCAUCUUUUUGAAAUAAGGGUAAAAUGGACAAUAUACACGUUGCUGAGGUGGAGGUUGUGUGAGGUGUGUUAAGUGGGAAGGCUUUUGAAUCAUUUUUCAAUUUUAUUAGGGGUCUCUAGGGGUUUAGUCUGGGAGAGAGGUAGAGAGAGAGAGAGAGGGAGAGGGAGUAGUUAGAAGGGAAUUAUGGGGGAGUCGAAGCAUGUUAGCAAUAUGAGAUGCCAUCACUGCGCUGGUCCCCUUUCCAAGGAGAUGGAAACUAGUCAGUGGACUGUUCCACCUCUUAUCAGGGAUAGCUUUUCCAUGAUUGGCUCUGCUGUUGGUGGUACAACUAGUGCAUUUUAUGGAUUCAACCACGUGAUGCCAAUAGUCCGGAGAUGUGUAAAAGGCCCUAUGUGGUUGCAUUUUCUCAUUGGUGCACCACCUGUUAUAGUAUUCUCUUCCGCUUGUGCAGGAUUGUCAGGUGGUGCUGUUCCCGCCCUAGCCCAACUUGCUUCUUCAUCUUAUCAUGCAGCCGUCUCAACUCCUCCAUUGCCUCCACCUUCGCAAGAUGAUACGCUGCACAAGUCUCGAACUUCCUCUACUCUCUAAUAAGAUCUGCUUUCUUGUUCUGUGUGAGUUUGAGAGAGGAGUCAAGUACACGUGGAUGCACUUCAGUAAGGUGCCCCGCGAAGUUCCAUAAGCAUGCAUCCGUGUGCUCUUUUGAUUAUAUAGAAUACUAAUAUUUAAUUGGGUUAAAAAUUUUGUUUGAUAAUUAUUUAUUAUUUAAGUCAAUAAAACUGGCAUGAAUAAAUCAAGGAGAUGAAAGGAAAGCAUUAUAAAA
Juglans regia (Persian walnut) is the source of this 1282-nucleotide messenger RNA. RefSeq lists its product as uncharacterized. Bases 646 to 1050 code for a protein of 134 amino acids. The transcript has 7 exons. Lineage: Eukaryota; Viridiplantae; Streptophyta; Magnoliopsida; Fagales; Juglandaceae. The record is from RefSeq and is a predicted model, not a curated record.